This is a messenger RNA of Bradysia coprophila, 1645 nucleotides long. It is a transcript of the gene Tango9, whose product is annotated as transport and golgi organization 9. NCBI's taxonomy places the organism in Eukaryota, Metazoa, Arthropoda, Insecta, Diptera, Sciaridae. Gene Ontology annotation, biological process: pyrimidine nucleotide-sugar transmembrane transport. Gene Ontology annotation, molecular function: pyrimidine nucleotide-sugar transmembrane transporter activity. The record is from RefSeq and is a predicted model, not a curated record. Gene Ontology annotation, cellular component: Golgi membrane; intracellular membrane-bounded organelle.
UCGACUGGGAUUUCAAACGGCUGACAGCACUGACAGUUAAAAAACUCUCGCCGAUGACACUACAGGAUUUUCAUAAAUAUUUUUUUUGUUUUGUUUUGUUAAUGAGACAGUAGAGACGCAUUAGAAAUUUUAAGUUUUUAAUUUUAAAAAGCAAUGGCCUGGACACAUUAUCAAUUUGCCUUAGCCGUCACCCUAGUUGUUACUGGUUCGAUCAACACUUUAAGCACAAAGUGGGCCGACAAUCUGUCAGCCGCCGGAUCCGAUGGUCAAGUUCGCCAAUUCGAGCAUCCCUUUGUGCAGGCAUGUUUUAUGUUUCUGGGUGAAAUGCUCUGUUUGCUUGCAUUCAAGGCAUUUUACUACUACUAUCGGUCGAAGAGGGAUGGAUCUGAGGAUGUCAAUCAACUGGUCAAAGGCAAUAGAACAUUCAACCCGUUCAUUCUAUUCGUUCCGGCAAUGUGUGAUAUGAUAGCUACAUCGAUUAUGUAUGUAGGACUGAAUCUAACGUACGCGUCCAGUUUCCAAAUGUUCAGAGGUUCCGUCAUUAUAUUUGUCGGUAUUUUAAGCGUAGCUUUCCUGAACCGAACCCUUGUGCCCCGUGAAUGGGCCGGUAUUAUUUUCGUCAUUAUUGGAUUGGGCAUAGUCGGAGCAGCCGAUUUUAUGUCGAACGAUGGUGGUACGGAUCAUUCGAGAAAUAACAUCAUCACCGGUGAUCUACUGAUUAUUUUGGCACAAAUUAUAACUUCGGUGCAGAUGGUGUACGAAGAACGAUAUGUGGCCGGUAUGGAUAUACCGGCGUUGCAAGCAGUCGGAUGGGAAGGUUUCUUCGGUUUCACGACACUGGGUUUAUUGCUAGUUCCAAUGUACUACAUCAAAGUUGGUGCGCCAUUCAAUCACAACGCUCACGGUUCGUUGGAAGAUUUAAUCGAUGCGAUGUAUCAGCUGUCGCACAAUUGGCAAUUGCAAAUGGCCAUCUCCGGCACAGUCAUUUCGAUAGCGUUUUUCAAUUUUGCUGGUAUCAGUGUCACCAAAGAAAUUUCUGCGACAACGCGUAUGGUCUUGGAUUCGGUUAGAACAUUAGUGAUUUGGGUGACAGCAUUGCUGGUAGGAUGGCAACAAUUCCAUUGGCUUCAGAUUAUCGGAUUCAGUGGUCUUCUGUUCGGAAUGUGUCUGUAUAACAAUGUGUUCGUUUAUCAGGCGUACAGUGGCAUACGUCGUGCUUAUAUUCGCCGAAGAUACGGCGAACUUCCGAAUGCCGAUGUGAUCAGUCGUCCAGCCGACGAUCCAACUUCAGACUGAUUUUUUGCUUAAACAUUGUUAUAGAAUUGGUAUGUGAGCGUAAUGGGAAUUUUAUGUCGAAAAAGUGGAACAGAUGAGCAAUUGUAAUAGUCCAGCUGUAUCCGGGGGUGAAAUUUUUAAAUGUUAGUGGCUAAGACUUUAAUCAAUCGACACGGAAGACCUAAUUUCAAAAUUUUAAUCGUUUGUUGCGGAAGCAUCAACUUUUCUAUAUUUUAUUUUUUAUACUCAUUCUUGUUUCGUCGUCGGUAGUUUGAAUAUUGAAUUGGUUGUAACGCGUCGCCGCCGUGUAAAAUGUAUCAAACAACCAAUCAAUUUAUAAUAUGAAAUAUAUGGUCAAAUGUCCUAGAGA